AUGGCGCGCUCGCGCAAGGGCCCGAGUCUUCCCUCAGGCCGAGUCCCCGGUUCUUUCCGCGCGGGCCUCUGGGAGACAGACGGCGGUGAGGCGCCGCCCUCCACCGCGCUGCGCAUGCGCCCACCCUGCUGUGCGGGUAAGAGGGAGGAGUUUGGCUGUUGCCGCGAGCUCCUGGCGUCGCUGCUUUCCGCUGCCCCCUCGGCGCCUCAGCGAGCGUUCGGGGCCCCUGAGCUUCGAGCCAUGAGGCUAGGGCCCACACUGCUGCUCCUGGGCCUGGGCCUGAGUGGCCUCCAGUCACUCUCUGCUCUGCGUGGGGCCCAGGUCUCUGAGCCAGGAAGGCUCGCCUGGCCGUCAGGGGGGCCGCCCGUUGUCCCCGCGCCCUCUGAUCCUCAGCAGGUCCCCGCAGGACCCGGCUUCAAGGUGCCCAGCGGCCGCGUCCAGCUCCGCCUGCUGCCCCGCAGGAGACCUGUGGGCAGCGUGGUGUUGAGCGGCAGCCUCAGCCUGUGCUUCACAGAGCCCGGGGGCGCUUGGGGGCGGGGGCGGCGCCGCUACUGCCUGGGCCUGCACGCCCUGCUGCGCUCCAGCCACCAGCCCGCCGCGCCCACCGACCUGCACCUGCGUCUGGCUGCCCCCGAAGGCCGCCUCUCGCUGGCCUGGUUCGUGCCACUGCGGCACCUGCCGCGCCACCCGCGCUGGACUUUCCUCUUGCGGCUGCUCGGGCCGGGCUCCGCACAGAACCGGUGCCCCGACUCCCUGGCCCAACUCACCCGGCCCAGGCCCCAUGCCGGCUUCGCGGCUCAAACCAAGUGCCCCACGGAGGGCCCCACACCUGUGAUUCUAGAGGCUGUGAACUUGCACCCCCCCAAAGCCAUUGCGUCCUCGGUGUCCUGUCAGAUGAGACCCUGCCAGAUCAACCAGGUGAAGGUCAACAGGCCCGGCAGCCAGGGCCCAGUGAGGCUGAACUGGAAGGAAGACCACACCAUAAACGCCACCGUGGCCAUCGACUGCCCGGACACCCGGUCUUUCACACAGUUCUGGGAAAUCUUUAAUGUGUCGAAGGUGAACCAGUCGCCCAACUGGGCAGCACCAUUGUACCUACCACAGCUCCAGACUAAUACAAACUCAUCAUCUCUACAUAUACCUAAGUACUCUGUAACUUGGGGCAUGUAUGUGGUAAGAUUGACCGUGACUGUCACCACCACAGAUCCAGCCAUGCCGAUCAUAAAAGACUUAGAUUACAUCUAUAUCGAGGUUUACAGAAGGCCCCUGAAGGCCAUCAUUCUUGGGUUUUCCAGCAUGACAGUGAAUUUCACCGAUGAGCUGGUUCUGAAUGGUGAAACUUCCUCAGACCCUGAAGCAGACAACCCGAGAGAGGGACUCCAUUUUCGUUGGUACUGUACCAUAAGUCCACAAAACUAUGGGGCAGGUGACGUCAAUGUGUCAAGUAGCCAGACUUGUCAUCCAGGGCAGACUGACCUGCGUUGGACUUGGGCCACAGGCCCGCUACUGAAAAUAGCACCAGAAAUGCUUAAAGGGGACGCUGAGUAUUUUUUCCGAAUGGUGGUAGAGAAAAACGACAGGGCAGCAUUUGCUGAUAGAAGUGUGCGUGUGCUCCCAGGACCGACACCCACAGCAGGAAUUGAAUGUCUGGAAAAUUGUGAUAGCAUUUUAAUUAUAUCUGAUCGAUUUUCUUUGUUCUUAAAUUGCACCAAUUGUGGCCAAUUCAGGAUGGACAGGUAUACAUGGUCAGUUGUGUCAGCGGCUGGUAAAGACAUACUGUUUAACUGGAGAGGACAAACGGUAACUGGGCGACAGGGUACUUAUUUGUCUAUCAAAGCUUUCGCGUUUCUGACGUUUUUAGAAAAUCAAUAUUGGAUUUCUUUGAGUCUGGAAACUUGGGGUGGUGUGGUGGCCAACUUUAGGUACAGCUUUGUUAUUAACCAUGCCCCUCUAAUUGGACAAUGUGACAUUAACCCAGGGAAUGGAAUUGCGUUUGUUACUAAAUUUGUCGUCGGCUGUCAUAGCUUUAAAGAUAGGAAUAUCCCUCUGACAUAUAAAGUCAUAGUUUCUGAUCUGUACAAUCUUGGUGAAAUAAGUACUGUAAAAGAGAAUACAUUGGGGGCUAUCUUGUACUUGGGGACUCGGCCUAGUACACCCUCUUUCUAUCUCCCAGUUGGGAUCAUGGCCAAUCAGUUUGACGUGAAGCUCUAUGUCCAAGUUUAUGAUACCCUGGGAUCUUUUUCCCAGGUGACUUUGCAUGCCACGGUGCAGCCCCCUACGAAUCAGCAGGCACCCAGCACCGUGAUUCAGCAGUUACUCAAUGAUACCAAAGGAACCGGUUCAUUGCUUUUGACUUUGCUUCAGAACAGGGCUGAUGUCUUUAUCCAGCUGAUGGGAUCAAAAGGUACCAGUGAUGUGCACUGCUUAACCCAUCCGGAUUAUAAAACUCUCUACAGAGGAAACAUCGAUACUUUCCUCCUAACAACGAAAAGUGACUUGGGUGACAUCCACUCCAUUCGCCUGUGGCACAACAAUGAGGGCAAAGCGCCCAAUUGGUAUGUAAGUCGAAUUAAAGUGGAAAACCUGUUCCACAGACGCGUUUGGCUGUUCAUGUGUCGGAAAUGGCUUUCUCUUAAAACCUCUGUGGACCAGACAUUUCCUGUAACCAACCCAGAGAAGCCUCUGAACAGAAUCGAUUUUUUCUUGAUCACUUCAACUUAUGAGCUCAGGAGAAACCACAUGUGGUUCUCUAUUUUUGCCGGUAUCAUUGCUAAACCGGUCAACCGGCUACAACGACUGUCUUGCUGUUUAGCAGUGUUGCUCAGCACUCUUCUCUGUAACAUUAUGUUCUUUAACGCCAAUCGCAAAGAAGACAUUGAGUCAAAAGAGUUAUACCACAUCAGAUUAAUGAUGAUUGCAAUCAAAAGCACCUUAACUACCGUCCCCUUACAAUUAUUGCUAAGUUUUCUGUUCACCUAUUCUCAGAAGAAACCUACUGAAAUGACUGUAGAUGAAGGAGCUCCGCAAAAGCAUUAUCCUGUGGUGUCAGAAGGAGGAGGAUUUUGGGAUGAAGAUUUGGUAAAGUGGUAUGCUUAUGAGACCACUAACACGGAGACCAGACAGGCGGAAAAGCUCGCAUCUAGUGGCAGUCCUGAACUUCAGGAGGCUCCUGGGAAGACAACCUCCAAAAUAAAUCACCAGCUUGAGGUGGAAGAAAGCAAGGCCCCUCAGUCCUACAAGAAAAAUACCAAUUCUAACAACAAAAACGCUGACACGACAUAUAAUCAAGAUGUGCGCUCUGAGGAGCUGCCUUCCCAAGAGCAACCGAAGCGUAAGACCAGGAUUCUUCUCCCUCGGUGGUGUGUUUACAUAGCAUGGUUCCUGGUCUUUGCCAUUUGUAGCAUAUCGUCAUUCUUUAUUGUGUUUUAUGGACUGACUUAUGGCUCUAACAUGUCAAAACAAUGGUUUUUGACAUCGGUGUUUUCUUUUUUUCAGUCAAUUUUUCUGGUGCAGACGGCCAAAAUUUUACUCUGGACAAGUUUCAGAACAAAUAAAACCCAGUACUGUAAGGGCCUUCCAUGGACAGUGAAGUAUCGUUUCACGGAGAUCAAGCUUCCUGAGCUGAGGAAGAGCAAAGCCGAAAAACACAGGCAGCAUCUCCACAUCAGACGCCUGAGACGGUCUAAGAUCUAUAAACCCCUCACGCAGGUAGAAAUUGGAAUAUUCAAAAGGAAGAAGAGGAUCAAGAGAAGAGCAUUCCUUUUCCUUAGUUACCUUCUCAUGCACUUUACCUUUCUAGCCCUUUUGCUGGGCCUCAUCACGCGUCUGCACCACGCUGACUGCUUUCACUAUAACCAGUUUAUUCGGGAUUAUUUUUCCGUGGACCUUACCACAGUCACUAAGCUCGAACACAUCUACAGGUGGCUCAGUAAAGUACCACUACCUUUGUUCCACAAUGAUGUGCACCCGACGUAUAUUUAUGACAGCUCAUCUCAGAUCCUAGGUCUUCCACUGAUGCGGCAAGUUCGGGCCACCCCUGAUGCCAAAAGGUGUCUGCCUGACAAAAACCCCGUCCUAAAUGGCAUCAAGAACAUAAUGCAUUGUCAUCCCGAGUAUGGUGUUGACCCAGAAGACACAAAAAACUAUUCUAGCUUUUGGAAAGAUGUUGGAAAGCAGGCUGUCAGCACGAAUCCCAAUGGGUUUACCUAUAAACCACAAGAAAAGAAUUGGCCAUAUCAUUCCUAUGGACUGCUACAUACCUAUGGAUCAGGGGGAUAUGCCUUCUAUUUCUUUCGAGUUGUAAACUCAAGUGCAUCGGUACACUCUUUCUCACUUUCUGACCUUAACUGGAACAGGUCCGCGGAAAUCUACUUGUACCUGGCCGUUCUCAUAUUUUUCUUAGCUUAUAUUAUUGAUGAAGCCUAUAUCAUUGUGCAAGAAAGAGCCUCCUAUGUGAGAAGUGUAUAUAAUUUACUUAACUUUGUUUUAAAAUGCAUAUUUACUGUUCUGAUUGUGUUCUUUCUCAGGAAACUCCUCUUGACCACUGACAUCAUUCAGUUUUACUUGUUGAAUCCUAAGAAUUUCAUUCCAUUUCAUGCCAUUGGUCAAGUAGAUCACGUCAUGUGGUUAAUUUUGGGUUUCCUAUUAUUUCUGACAAUGUUGAAAACCCUCAGGUAUUCCAGAGUCUUCUAUGAUGUGCGACUGGCACAGAGGGCCAUCCAAAUUGCUCUUCCUGGCAUCACCCAUAUGGCCUUUGUGGUGUCAGUUUAUUUCUUUGUGUACAUGACUUUUGGCUACCUGGUAUUUGGCCAGCAUGAAUGGAACUACUGCAACUUGAUUCAUGCCACACAGACAGUCUUCUCCUACUGUGUCUCAGCUUUUCAGAACACCAAAUUCUCUAGUAACAGGGUCCUCGGUGUUCUAUUCCUCUCAUCUUUUAUGCUCAUCAUGAUCUGCAUUGUGGUCAACUUGUUUCAGGCUGUGAUUCUGUCGGCCUAUGACGAGAUGAAGCAGCCUGUCUAUGAGGAGCCAUCAGAUGAAGCAGAAGCAAUGACCUAUUUGUGUCGUAAACUAAGAAUGCUGUUUCGUUUCCUGACCUGCCAACCCAGGACCAAAGAGGAACCCGACUUUGUCACUGACAUGUUGUAUGGGCAACCAGAGAAGAAGAAUCGUCAGUACCUGGGGCUGAAGACCAGACUCGUUAAUGGGAAGAAAAUGGUUUACCUUGUUGUGUGAUCAAUGAAAAUGUCAAGAGCCGCUAAGGAAGACACCUCACAGACAGACCCACUUUCAGCCAGAGAGUUUCAGGCAUAUCUAGUGGCCAUCUCCUGAUUUUGUCCUUUCUACAUUUCGUAGUAUCCCCAGUCUUGGACUCUCUUCUUAAACAUGUGAAAGGAUUGUGUUGGACUGGAAUGUAGUGUCUGGGUAGAGGAGGAUCAGAGUCUUCGAUUUUAGGAUCAGAAAAUUGUGUAACUCCUGGUAGAGAGGCAACCCUUUCUUUUGUUGACCCUGCAGCAUUUAGAGGGAUUAGAGAGGCACGGUUUUAGAACCAGAAUUGAGGGAGAGAGCUGAAGACAUCCUGGGACAACAUCACCCUGCAGCCCCUAUGCUCAGCCCAGGCUUGAAUGCACAUUCUUGCUGCUUGACAAUAGAGUGCUGGGCUGCUCAGCCUCGCUUGGAGGUCCCACUGCAGACCAGGCCUUUUCCCCAUCCUCCUCUCCCUCAUAUUUCAGUUAGACCAAGUCUGGAGGGGUCCGAUUGGAACUUCUCAGUAUUUAUCUUCCUGCUUGGAAAUAGGGGGAUGAGAACUUGAGGGAAGCGAAUCAACCAGUGUGAGGUUUCCUCUCCAUUCUUCAACGUUACUAAAGAUGUCAAACUUGAUAACAACAGAAAGGUGUGUUUGUCUGUGUCAGUUCACGCUGCAUAUUUUAUAUAUGUUGACUAUAGCCCUAUAUACAAAAUGUAAGCACUUGAAUAUUUAUGAAGGAUAAAAUGGUAUUUAUCAUUUAAG
Messenger RNA from Echinops telfairi (small Madagascar hedgehog), 6010 nucleotides. RefSeq names its product polycystin family receptor for egg jelly (gene PKDREJ). Gene Ontology annotation, molecular function: calcium channel activity; protein binding. Bases 1 to 5235 code for a protein of 1744 amino acids. The transcript has 5 exons. Gene Ontology annotation, biological process: detection of mechanical stimulus. The record is from RefSeq and is a predicted model, not a curated record. Gene Ontology annotation, cellular component: membrane. NCBI's taxonomy places the organism in Eukaryota, Metazoa, Chordata, Mammalia, Afrosoricida, Tenrecidae.